UUACAAGGAGUGAUUAUCGCCAAAAUUAUUAUUGACGCAACAUCUGGAAAUAAAAAUAGAUAUGAAAACAUUCCUUCUACUUAUGUCGAGGGUUUUCAUGACCCUGAAGCAGUAAUUAUGGAGUACAAAGAGCUUGGAAAAACAGGUUUAUUUGUAAGCAAAUUAUCUUUUGGCUCUGGACCGCUUGGGUGUCAUUAUGGCACAUAUGAGGAAGCCGAUGCCAUCGAGGCAGUACGUCAAGCAAUAAAGCAAGGUGUCAAUUAUAUUGAUACAGCACCAUGGUAUGGUCAAGGUCGAUCCGAGACAAUCCUCGGCAAGGCAUUAAAAGGGAUUCCACGAAAAGCUUAUUAUAUCGCGACCAAAGUUGGCAGAUACGAGUUAGAUUAUGACAAUAUGUUUGAUUUUACUGUUGAGAAGACCAGAAAGAGUUAAAAGAGUUUAGAGUUGUUGGGGCUGGAUUAUGUCGAUGUUAUUCAGGUUCACGAUAUCGAAUUUGCACCCUCGUUAGAUAUAGUUAUCACGCAAACUUUGCCGGAAUUAUCAAAACAAGUAGCCGAGGGAAAAGCCAGAUAUAUAGGUGUAACCGGAUAUCCAGUGUCCGUAUUGAAAGAAUGCAUCGAAAAGAGUAAUAUAAAUAUAUCCUGUGUCUUAAGUUACACCAGACUGACGCUGAUCGACGAGAAUUUAUUGGAAUAUAUACCAUUCUUUAAGAAACAUAAUUUAGGCCUAAUCAAUGCUGCUGCACUAUGUAUGGGUCUUUUAACAAAUAAUGGUCCACCAAGCUGGCAUCCAGCCUCUGACGAAACAAAGAAACAAUGUAUGGAUGCUGCACAAUAUUGCAAGGACCAUAACGUAGAACUUUCCAUGGCAAUAUGGCAUUCUUUGCAAUAUACGAACGUGGACACCAAUUUGAUUGGAAUACAAAAUACAAAGCAAUUACAGAUGAGUUUGGAUAUAUUGCGAAACGGCAUUACAGAAAAAGAAAAAACUAUAUUGCAAGAAAUUCAAGAAAAGUUCCUAUCAACAAUAAAGAAUCAACAUUGGGAAGGUAAAGAGAUCCAAAUGUAUCAGAAAGCUAUAAAGAACAAAAUGUGAUAAAAAAAAUUUUAUUUCUAUUUUUGGAAUUCAAGUUUUAUAAAAAAUACAUGUACAAUGGAAUAUCUAAUACACAUAUGUGUAUGUCAUAAAAAAUAAAGCUUAUUAUUUUUUUGGUUAAA
Molecule: messenger RNA, 1217 nt
Organism: Nylanderia fulva
Lineage: Eukaryota; Metazoa; Arthropoda; Insecta; Hymenoptera; Formicidae
Cellular component (GO): cytosol
Molecular function (GO): L-galactose dehydrogenase activity
Source: RefSeq, a predicted model, not a curated record